This is a messenger RNA of Stegostoma tigrinum, 4229 nucleotides long. It is a transcript of the gene fam169ab, whose product is annotated as family with sequence similarity 169 member Ab. The coding region runs from base 153 to 2642 and encodes 829 amino acids. The transcript is spliced from 13 exons. The record is from RefSeq and is a predicted model, not a curated record. NCBI's taxonomy places the organism in Eukaryota, Metazoa, Chordata, Chondrichthyes, Orectolobiformes, Stegostomatidae.
CCAGACUGGGUGUAAUGAGCAGCAGUAGCAGCGAGACAUACUGAGGCUGGCUUCGGGACUGAGAGCUUCAUCAAGACUUCAUUGUAAAGCUCAAAGCCGUGGAGGGGAGGCAAUUCGUGCACCUGGCCUUUGUUUGAUUCCUUAUAGUUGGAAUGGCAUUCCCUGUGGAUUUUCUCGCUGAGUUGGAGCAUGAAGACAUCCAGCAUUCAGCUGAGGAAUACAUGUCUAAUCUUCUGCACUCUGACCCUGAGAAGCUGGAGUAUUUCACUCUACCCAACAGAAGGAAGAUUCCAGUUAGCCUGUCCUCUGUUGCUUUUGUUCCACUUUAUGGUGGCGAUAUGACUUAUAAAGUUCUGGCUCUCUUUGCUCCUGAAAAUCAGUUCACAGCUGUGGCAUUGUACCUGGUGGAUAGAUGGUGGGCAGUUGAUGACAUCAUCAAAACAGCUGAAUCCUCCCGUCAGGGCCCCCAGCAGGUAACAUCACUUGGGGAGCGGAUUGUUCUGUACAUUUUGAACCGUAUCAUUUACAGAGCCCAGGAAAUGAGUGCGGAUGAACUCCCUUUCCUUUGCCACAGUGCCACUGAAUAUGCCAAAAUUCUCUGGAAGUCUGGGAAAGCAAUUGGAUUCUACUCCAUCAAAAUAGCAGGAAGCAAAUGUGAUACCUUCCUGACUCAGCGCUACCAGCUGCCAAUACUUGACACCAUCUUUGUGAGGAAGAAGCAUCGCGGGAAGGGAUAUGGUCUGCAAAUGCUGGAAGACUUUGUUGAUUGUUUCACAGAGGAUAUGCUGGGUUUGAGAUACCCACUUUCAGCCUCCAUGUAUGGAGUUUGUAGGAAGUAUUUGAACAAUUAUCCUGAUGACCACAGCCUUCUGUGGGAGGUUGAAGGCGUUGGCCACCCUUUCCAGCGAGUUCGUAUUGCAGACAGAAUACUGACACAGAUCAGCCCUGUGAAAGGUAUAGAUAUCUCACGUACUGAUGAACCUGGACCAGAAAGAAGAGAAUCUUCAUCCUUAGACAUGGCUGACAGUGGAACGGCAAAGCAACUGGUAAACAAAGUGGAGAAGCAGCCAAAUACGACAGAGCUGUCUACUGAAUUACUUGUUCGUCAAGCAUUGCCAGGUGCCUCUUCAACUCUUUCUGAAGAGCUCACAAGACCACCUGUUGCUAAACGGGGAAGAAGCAGUCAAUCCAAACGUUCAAAAGCAGGAAAGAGUCAGGUUGAGUCGGAAACAAAAACAAAACGUUUCAAUAAUAAAGAGGAGGCAAUUGUAUCAGCAGAGCCUAAGGAUCAGUUAAACAGAUGUGAAGCCAAAGCAGAUGGAAGUGGAGAUGAUCCACAAAUGGUUGAAAAUCAGGAAAAGUGCACAAUUCCAGAACGUCCUGCAGGAAUAACAGAGAGUGAUGUAGUGUUAUGUCACAUUGACGUCUUGAAACAAGAUGUUGGUGAGGAUAAGGAAUCUUCCUCUGAGACAAUUCCAGAACCAGUAAACUUUGAGAUAAGAGAGCAGGCUGCUCAAGACUCCAACAAGCCUACAGAGGUGAUACCUGAGGAACCAAUCAAGACAGAGAUAGCAAUUCCCAAGGAUCCAUCUGAUGCUGAAGAGGAGAUUCCCCAGAACGUGACUAUUGUGGAGAAUGAGAUUCCCAAAAAUCCGACCAAGGCUGAAGAAGAGGUUCCUGAGGAUCCAACCAAAACUGAGGAAGAGAUUCCUAAGGAUCCACCCAAGGCUGAGGAAGACAUUCCUGAAGAUCCAACAAAGACUGAGGAAGAGAUUCUUGAAGAUCCAACAAAAACUGAGGAGAUGGAAGCAGAGAUUCUUGAUGCUCUGACUGAAGCUGGGGAGGAAGUUCCUGAUGAUACAACCAAGGUUGAGGAGGAGAUUUCUCCAGAUUCACUGAAGACUGAGAAAGAAAUUUCAAUGAAGGAUAAGGGAGAGGUCAUUCAGGAUUUGACAAAUGAGGACAAGCAAGCGAAUAAAGCACCUUCUGAUUGGUUAGAAAAUCUGCCUAAAGAACCGAGACCUGAAGAAGACAUGAAGGAUCACAGUGAAAGCAACAUGACAGAAAAGGAUGCAGAGCGUGAAGAGGAAAGUGCUGAAGUUGUUGUUGCACAGAAUGAAGGCAAAGAAUGUGAACCACUGCAGCAACCAGCAGUUAACAGCAAUUCUCCCAACCACCAUGCACCUCUUCCAAAUAAGCCUGCACUAGCUGAAAGUGGGGAACUGCCUGAUGUACAAACUAACACAAAGACUUCUGAUAAUGGCCAUGUUUCAGUCAAUGAGGAAGUAUCACAACACAGUGCCUUGGAGGGUGAGGGCAUUUCGGAGACUGCUUCAGCACAACAUGAGAGUGAGACCGGGGAAUCUAAUGCCCCGAUGGACCUCAGUCUAGGUCCCUUACUUGUGAUUGAACUUGAGGAUGUUUCACUGAAGCAGGUUUCUUCUGUGCAGCUGUCCGAAGAUGAAACAAAAGAAUCUGAUGAUCUGAAGGAUCAGUCAUCACCCGCUGUGGUUGAGAAGGCAGCCGACAGCAGCUCGGAAGAGAUGGAAACAGAAGUACCGGUUGUGGACAGGAGAAAUCUGAGAAGGAAAGUCAAGGCAAACAAAGGACCUCCCAAGAAACGAAGCAAGGUAGCAGCUUAAGUCCAUGUUACACCAUACAUGUGUGUAACUAAUUAUAGCCCCACUGUGUUAUGAAAGACCCAGAAAUGAUGUUUACUGAAAAUUGAACCCAGUCAGUAUUUGAGCUACUUAUUUAAGAGUACUGCUGUAGCCUCAAUGCUGUAUUGUAUGAUAGCUUUAUAUUGCUAGCCCUAUUUUCCUGUAUUCUAUUAACAGACUCCAGCAUUUAUCAGUCACAACACUAUUACUUUAAAAUCCAAUUCUAGAUUUUUGUGUUCUGCUGGUUUCAAAAGGGAAAAACAUCCACACCUAUGAAAAAACUUUUAUAAAUAUCAAAUCUUAUUAAGGUUUGGACUGGAAUUAUAGAACACGUUGAACUUACAAAUGUUUAGUUUGGUAGUGUAUCACAGGACAGUGACCCACAAAGCCGAUUUAAUAGAUACUGGAUUGCAGGUUUUUUCCAAUUUUGGGAUUUUUAAACUUUCUCUUGGCUGUAAUAUUUUGAUACUGUGCCUAAUGUUAAUAAUGUAGGCUGUUUAUGGUAACCUCCAUCACCACAGUUUUUUCAGUUUUACUUCAUUGCUUAAAUUUGGUAAUCCAAAGAACAAUGUUUUGUGUUGCAGGCUUGCUUGGUGCAUCAGAUGUAAUAGAAUUAGACCAGAAUACCAGUAUAGUAUUUGCCUAUUUCUUCUGUUCUUUCAAGCAAGGAUGCCUCAAUGCUCAGAAUUCCAACAUUUCCAGCUGUAGUUGUGUUUGUUUUUAGAAAUAAAGUGUCUAAUGUUAAAAUAAAUUUUAUAAUUUUAUGUCGUUGUUCUAGUAUAGAAUGAAAGCAUGGAUGGGAACACAGUUGUCAGGAACUUCAUGUUAUUGACCAACUGGCAAAAUCUGCUCAAUAACCAGAUUUGUUUCUAAAAGAUUUAUUCAGUCUGUAACAAAUUAAUGAUGUUAGACAUGGUUUUACCGAUUAGAAAUCAGUGCUGCAGAAUGCUUAAAAUUUCUACAUUCUAAAAUGCAAUGCUAGAAUAAUAAGAAUGUGUUUUAGUCAAACACCAUGGAUCUUUUUGUCAUGAAAGCACAACCAUUGAAUGAGGGAGAAUUUAUGCAUUUUACUUUGUUAUGUGGUGUUUUAAGAGAAAAAUGUUUUUGUGGAGUCUGUUAAGUGCAAUGAAAUCCACUACAGUAAUUUAAAGUAAAAAUGCACAUGGGAACAAACUUACUGUAACUGGAGUUGCUCACUUUUCCACCAUUGUAGGGAUGGUUAACAAAUUCACCUGCAUCCUGUUGUUGAGUUUUCAAAUGUUAUGGUUUUACAGCUACUGUGGUGUUUUAAUACAGUCCUAAUAACUGCUUUCAAUUUAUGUUAGUGAGCAAAUGCAAAACUGUUCAAUUCUGUCACUAACCUUUAUAAUUUCACAACACCAGGCUUAUUGUCCUUUUAACAGUGAGUCUAGGGAGGGGGUGUUGAAAUCUUUUAAUACAUUCUGCUAUUUAAUUGGAUAACUUUUGUGUAUUUAGUCAUUUACGUUGGUACUAGAAUGUUGUUUGUGUAUAAUGCACAGUUUUUACAGUAAACGUCUGCCGUAAUAAAGGAAUUUUGUUUUUUCUUGC